Messenger RNA from Haemonchus placei, 309 nucleotides. NCBI's taxonomy places the organism in Eukaryota, Metazoa, Nematoda, Chromadorea, Rhabditida, Trichostrongylidae. The record is from the annotation of a GenBank genome assembly.
AUGAUCAGAGUAUCUCCAUCCCAGGUGAUUCACGAAUUGUCAACGGACGAAGAGCCAGCAGUCGAAGAGAAAGCAUUCUCCCCAGGAAAGGCCGCCGCCAGGAGAUUGGCAGCUGAGCGUAGAUUACGACAAUUCGCGGCUGCUUCGAGAAGGACCAAGAGGGAAAAAAUCGAAACAGGAGAGACUGCUCCUCCACUUAUCGAGCCCUUUACAGAGCUGCCCAAGGCUGAAAUGCUUCGGCUUUCUCUGACGGUAACCCAAAAUCUUCGUGGUGGCAAAUUCAAACCUAGCAUUGCCGAAUCUGUUACG